UCAACUUCAUCCCUAAGAAGGUCCUAUUCCUAUGAGGAAGUUCAACCGCCAGCUACUUCCCAAAGAUGAUGGCCAGGGACUGCCCAGCUCCUUCUUGAAAGACCAUUUGCUUCUGGACCCUGAACAGCUUCCUUAUUAGUCCCUCUCUAAGGAGGGGGGAGGGCUUACCUUAAAGGGAAUGAAGAAGUCAGAGCAGUCCAGGCAUGGAGCUAAGCCAUAUUGUGCAGCAACCAAGAUGACGGCAUCUAUCAAGCCAAGACCUCUGCUGUGGAGGGCUCCCAUCUACCUUCAUCCACAAGAUCAGUGGCCAUGUGUUUUAUUUCCUGGAAGCCUCCAGUACAGACAGAAAGCAUAUCAUGCUGGUACAAACAACUUACUGUUUCCAUCGAGUAAAUAUAUUAAAGGAAUUCCUUCCAGUGGAUUCAAAGAAAAGCAUCAUUUUGACUUGCCACACACAGGCCACCACCUCCCUGUAGAACCUGACAGAGAACAACAUCUUCCCAGAAGAAGACACCACCAUCACCACCACCACCACCAUCAUAAGCAGAGCCCACAACCAGAACAGAUGCAGCAGAAGACCCAGUGUGUCUGCCCUUCACUACAACAUUUAGAUUCUCCAAGACAUCGAAAUUCUUCAAAAGAAAAGAAAACCAGAAAAUGUACCUUUCAGGGUCUGGAGGAGGUUCACUUUCUUCCUUCUAUAUCGUCUUCCCAUAAACACUCCUCAAUUCAACAGCAAAAUGAACAUUGCCAUUCAAGAAGAACUUGUCAUCAUCAUGAACCUACCAUGGUCAAUCACUACUGUAGCAGGUGUGGCCUCCCAAGAAAUCUUCCUCAAAUGUUCACCAUUAGAAGAUACAACCCAGGGUAUCAGCAGUUCCCAUACAGACACUGACAUUCAAGAAAGAAGCCCUGGAAGUAAAGGCACCCUCCACCCCCUCCAAGAAAGCCACCUUUCUCAGCAAGCUCUACCAAAGGUAGGUGACCAAGAUUCGAGUAGCAAGUAUCAGCGGGACCUAUACAUCAAGGACAAGUGUACUAACUUCUGAACAUUAAAAGGUCUAUUAAGAUGA
This is a messenger RNA of Monodelphis domestica (gray short-tailed opossum), 1073 nucleotides long. The record is from RefSeq and is a predicted model, not a curated record. NCBI's taxonomy places the organism in Eukaryota, Metazoa, Chordata, Mammalia, Didelphimorphia, Didelphidae.